Messenger RNA from Stylophora pistillata, 2926 nucleotides. RefSeq lists its product as uncharacterized. The record is from RefSeq and is a predicted model, not a curated record. Gene Ontology annotation, cellular component: membrane. NCBI's taxonomy places the organism in Eukaryota, Metazoa, Cnidaria, Anthozoa, Scleractinia, Pocilloporidae. Gene Ontology annotation, biological process: cell communication. Gene Ontology annotation, molecular function: scavenger receptor activity.
AUGGUAUUUGUACUACAGAGAACUGGUUGGAACAUGACAGGCGAUCAAGGAGACAUUUUCUGGAGGGCAGCAUUUGUGAAUCUUGAAGAAUUUAGCAAAAUUUACCAAAUCCGCUUCACACAUACAUUGCCAGAGAGCAACUGUGGAUCAGAUAAAUCACAGCAAUGCACUAUUUGCAAAAAUAAACGCUGCCCAGCUGCCAAUGUAGCUAUUGAUGGCAUAAGGUUAGAUUGUGAAACUAAACAGGAAGUUUUGCCAGUGGACUCUUGCACCAACAGAUGGCCAGUGUUAUCUGGUUGUGAAAUGCGUGCUGAUAUGCCUUCAGUUAAAGGUCCUGCAUACAGUGUCGAAUAUUAUGCCAAACUGAAAGAAAGCUACGUAACAGCUACUGGUUCACAAGAUGACCUUAUAGCCAUCUAUGAAUUUAAGGUGUUGUCCACAGCCAGUUAUGUGGUUUGGAAGCAAACGUUUGCCACAAACAACACAACAAAUGGUGUCUCCUUUAGAGUUGAUGAGGGUGAUUGGUAUGUCUGGCAACUGCCAUUCAAAGGAUCUAGUUCCUUAUGGACACAGUUCUACCAUCAGCAAUUCAAGUUGAGACCUGGAAUUCAUAAAGUGUCUUUGAGACAACGAGAGUUUGGUUUCCGUGUAUCCAAACUUGCUCUUGUUCCAGUUUUUCUAACAAUGUGGGCUGACCUAGGAAUGCAGAGCCGUUAUAUCCCAGAUGGAUCUCUUUCUGCAUUUCCCCUUAAUAAUUACCCAGAACCAAGAUAUGGAAGACUGCAUGCAAAAGGUUUGAUAUUUUUGUUAAAUUCAGUUCUCACCGAAGUUCAGAAGAUAUUUCUCUUUGAAUUAUCAGAGUGUCCACAAGGUUUAUUUGGAAAUAAUUGUACCCAGUCCUGCUCCUGCGUUCGUGGAACAUGUGAUCCUCACAACGGCACCUGUGAAUGUCCACCUGGUUUCCACGGUUCCCUGUGCGAGAAGCCAUGCCCCAGUGGAUGGUAUGGCCCUGGGUGUGGUCUACAGUGUUUUUGCGGUAAUGGCACUGCUUGUGAUCAUGAAUCAGGACAGUGUAGAUGUUCUCCUGGUUGGACAGGUUUGACGUGUCAGCAAUCGUGUUCCGACGUUUCCACCGUCGUUGGCUUUUUCGGAGCAAACUGCUCUGAAAGAUGUGUGUGUCCGGGGUCAUGUGAUCCAGUAAAAGGCACUUGCUCUUGUCCAAGUGGAUUCCGAGGUCCGAACUGCAUCGAGUCCUGUCCUAAGGGGAGGUAUGGACCCAAAUGCUUACAGACGUGCCACUGCAUGAACAGUGCAUCGUGUAAUCACGUGAGCGGCACGUGCACAUGUGCGCCGGGAUGGUCUGGGGAGAACUGCACAGAGAGGUGCCCAACUGGCCAUUAUGGAUUACAGUGUGCCUCCAAGUGCCAGUGCAGUAUGAAUGGUACGGAGGUUUCUACAUGUGAUUCGGUGACAGGGGAGUGCAAUUGUCGACCUGGCUAUAGAGGUUACAGGUGCGAAGAGCAGUGUCCUGAAGGUUUUUUCGGCAAAAACUGCAGCCAGCGAUGUAAUUGUGAGAACAGUUACGCUUGUGACUUUACAGAUGGGACUUGUUACUGUAAACCUGGAUAUCACGGACAAACAUGUCAGCUAAGCUGCGGGACAGGCUACUAUGGUAUUAACUGCAAUAAUACUUGCCAGUGUAAUAAAUCAAACACUAGGUCAUGCGACAAGGCUGACGGAAGUUGCACGUGCCAGGACGGAUAUGCGGGUGUCUUUUGCGAGAGUGUGUGUUCCGACGGUUACUAUGGAAGAAACUGUGUUCAGAAGUGUACGUGCAAAAAUGAUGCUGCUUGUGAUCACGUGAAGGGCGAGUGCAGUUGCGCAGCUGGAUUUCGAGGUCGAAAUUGCGACAAAGCGUGUGAUGAGGGCAGGUUUGGUGCCAAUUGCGCUUACACUUGCUCAUGUCGAAAUGGCGCGAGAUGUAAUUCUUUUACUGGCAAGUGCGUCUGUUUACCUGGCUUCUCGGGCAAUCGUUGUGAAUCUGAAUGCCCCAGUGGCCGGUACGGUUUUCACUGUAGACUUCCCUGUGACUGUAACCUGGGCAAUAGUCCCAAAUGCGACCCCGGCACAGGUCGGUGCAUUUGUGCACCAGGGUUCAAAGGUACCAGGUGUGAUGAGCCUUGUGAUGAUGAUUUCUAUGGCGAGGAGUGUAAAACACAAUGUCCCAUAUGUUCAAGACACGCGUUCGGUGCAUGUGAGAAGGUGCAUGGCAACUGCACGUGCACCUCUGGUUACCAAGGAUACCUUUGCUUUGAUGACUGUGCGCUGGACCGAUAUGGCUUGCAUUGCAAGGAAGUGUGUGAGUGUUCGGUAGACGAGCUUUGCCAUCACAUCAACGGGAUGUGUUUGGAUCUAUCCAGAGGAAAAUUUAGCCUGAUCGUCAACGAUAGUGUAGACGAGCUUGACCUACUUGCAAGGAAGAGAGACAUUAAGCUAGGGUUGGAAAAACUAAUGGAACUUUAUUAUGACAAAACUGAUGACGGGCGCACUCGAGCUCGUCGCAGUUUACUCGAUAACGACAAUGAAACUUCCCAUAGCACGGAUGAACCAUCAGAUCAGCCUUCUGGCCCUGAAAGCAGUGACACUCAUGAGAAGAAGGGAGCCAAGCAUGUGUUCAUGGUCCGCCUGCUGGAGCUGCAGCCAGUGCUGACGGAAAACCAGGAUAAUGGCACAAGAGUGGUUUGUGUUCUCCUCGAUAACUUUACUGUGGUGGAUGGGCAUUAUGUGGAUGAAGUCCUCUCCAGAGUACCCAGUGAGGAUAUUUCUUCGUCUCUCCAAGUCGAGUACUACACUGGCAAACUGUACAAAAAAAAAACUGGUUCCACCAUAGCGGUACACCUUCCACUUAUCAUUGGUGUCUCUGUUG